Molecule: messenger RNA, 2987 nt
Organism: Sapajus apella (tufted capuchin)
Lineage: Eukaryota; Metazoa; Chordata; Mammalia; Primates; Cebidae
Gene: MTHFSD
Product: methenyltetrahydrofolate synthetase domain containing
Exons: 8
Coding region: 71-1219 (382 amino acids)
Cellular component (GO): cytoplasm
Molecular function (GO): RNA binding
Source: RefSeq, a predicted model, not a curated record
GGCGUGGAGCGGGUGACGUCAAUGUGCGCCAGACUUGGCCCCGGAGGCGUCGCGCGCAGACGGCGUAGCCAUGUUGCCGAGGACGGGUGUCUCCAAACAGGACAUUCGUGAACACAUUUGGGACUACAUGGAAUCACAGAAUUUAGCUGACUUUCCCCGCCCUGUUCACCACAGGAUUCCCAACUUUAAGGGGUCUUACCUGGCUUGCCAAAACCUCAAAGACCUAGACGUUUUUGCCAGAACUCAGGAAGUUAAAGUGGACCCUGAUAAACCACUAGAAGGCGUUCGGCUGCUGGCACUGCAGAACAAAAAAACAUUGUUGGUUCCAACACCACGACUGAGAACCGGGUUGUUUAAUAAGAUCACACCACCCCCUGGGGCAACUAAAGACAUCUUGAGAAAAUGUGCCACCUCUCAGGGUGUGAGGAACUAUAGCGUCCCCAUAGGCUUGGAUUCCAGAGUCCUCGUGGAUUUAGUUGUGGUGGGAUCCGUGGCCGUUUCUGAAAAAGGCUGGAGAAUCGGGAAGGGAGAAGGCUACGCCGAUCUGGAAUAUGCCAUGAUGGUGUCCAUGGGCGCCAUCAGCAAGGAGACGCCAGUGGUCACCAUCGUCCACGACUGCCAGGUUGUGGACAUCCCUGAAGAGCUCCUUGAGGAGCACGACAUCACUGUCGACUACAUUCUCACUCCAACCAGAGUCAUCCCCACAGGCUGCGAGCGCCCAAAGCCAAUGGGAGUCACCUGGUCCAAGAUCAGCCGGGAGAUGAUGGAGAAAAUCCCAGUACUGAGGAGCCUCCGUGCCCGAGAGCAGCAGGCUGGGAAGGAUGUCACCCUCCAGGGUGAGCACCGGCAUCCUCCGGAACCAGGCCGGCAGCAGACGGUGCCCUGGAGUGCUGGCAGAAGGCCCCAGGACACACCUGGGCCAGAAGCCAAUUCCAUGGAGGCAGCCUGUGGCUCCCCACUAGGGGAGGGUGCCCCGCUUGCAGCCGAUGUUUAUGUUGGGAACCUCCCCCGGGAUGCCCGUGUGAGUGAUCUGAAGAGAGCCCUGCGGGAACUCGGUUCCGUGCCCCUGCAGCUCAUGUGGGAGGGCCGGCGGCAUAGGGCCUUCCUCCGUUACCAGGACGCAGCCGCAGCCCAGCAGGCCAUCUCCUGCUUGCAGGGCCUGCGCCUGGGCACUGACACCUUGAGGGUGGCGCUGGCCAGGCAGCAGAGGGACAAGUGACCUCAUGGAAAGCCACAGAGCCCACUGCUGGUUCGCCAUCCCCAUCACCUGCCGCACCGGUUCUCGUGGCACUCGAGGCCUGUGUGGCGAGACAUGACGGAGCCUCUGUGUGAGCUGCUCGGGUCUCAGUGAAUUCCCAGGACCUCCUGUGAGCCGGGAAGCCAGCUCGCAGUGCAUCUCACAGCGCGCAGGAGGCUGCAGCCCCCUGUUCGUGCAGGCCUUGAGCCAGUUUGUAUUUCCCUGGAGGGACAGAGCAGAUGGGCCAGGGACUGAGUGAGCAGCAAAGCAGGUGUGGGAAGUGUGGAGGUGAUCUCGGGUUUGCAGGGUGGCCUCAACAAAAGAUGGACAAAGGAGCCGGCUUCCUAGAGGCCAUGACAGGGACCUCAUGCUGGCACAGAAGGGUGCCCCUGGGCUCCAGGUCCCUGAGCUGGCAGCACUGCAGGGAGAGCUCCAUUCACAUCAAGCUCCGUUCCUUGGGCAGGAGCCCAAGGAGCUCCACCCCUGGGUAAAAAGCAUUUGCUGCAGCUCAGCUCCAUUCUCAGGCCACACUUUGGGGAGCCAACCUCCCCUGGUCACCUCCCCAGCCACGCUCCUCCCUCUGUGGACACACACGCCAGGUCCUCAGCCAGCUGCCUGCACGGGAGCAGCUCUGUGCUGUGGAGAGACUGGCUCUGGGGGGACAGGUUUCAUCCCAGCCCACAUCACAUUUGCCCAGUGCCUCAUGUUUUAUGGGUUUUGUUCCUCCAGUUCUGUUUCUGAAACACCAGCUGGAGUUUGGCUGAAGGGUCCUUUCUCAACAGAAGGCUUUUUGCAAUUGAUCCUGGGCACCAAGUCAAAAUAAGCAUUUAAGCGGAGAUUUUUUUUUUUUUUUAAAUGUAUAUGCUUUGAAAAUUGAGUUUUUAGCCAGAGGGUUUUACUGAAUGUUAUUUUAAGCACCUUAUUAUGCCUCAAGAGGGGAGCCCUUGCGUGCAGUUAAAAGAAAGUGUUCUCAGGACACUUGGUCUUCUCAUUGAAAGGGCAUUUUAAGGGCAUUUUCUCAUUGGUUUUACCAUGAAAAUCCUGUGGAGACUUUGGAAAGAAAAUGCAGCCUUAGAUUUGCUCAUUAAAUACCGGUUUCCUUUCCCAGCUGUCAUGAAUGAAGUGAGGGAGUGGAAGCGUCUGACAGUACCGCCCUGGGCCUGCUGUGUCCUUGGCCCCACCCCUGCCCGCACGGCUGGUCACGUUUGUCACUGGGCAUUCGGCUCAGUGUCAGAGGCUGACUCAGCGCCCAGUUCAGAGGAGUCAGCUGGCCUCACUGAACUCCUCAUCUUUUCUGUCUUUUUUUUAAGAAUACUUUUAUUGAAAGAUUUUCAUUUGUUUUUUGUUUACUUUUUCCCUGUGGAUCUGCUGCCAUUAGAGUAGCAACUCCAGGAGAAGGGCCAGUGAGUCAGCCCCGCCUUGUCCACUCCCUGCCCUGCCCACAGCAGGAACAGCUCCUGCAGACAGGAGCAAGGCAGGACAGACAGGACUUGGGAAUGGACCCACUGGACCGGGAGAGGGAGAAGCUUGGUUCUGACUCUACCACUGGAACUCCUGUGUCCACCCCACCCUCAGACGGCGGCGUUCUACCAGUCAGGGAAGCCAGACUGCUGGGGUUUUCUGUCACUUUAGCCAGAAUAAUUCAGGCGUAUUGAUACACAGAUAAUCUGCAAGAGUUCCUCAUUUUUCUAUUUGUGGAACAUUGCUAGAGUAAGCACCUAAAAUAAAAUCCCCCACACGCAUCAGCCUG